Lagopus leucura (white-tailed ptarmigan) is the source of this 471-nucleotide messenger RNA. RefSeq names its product MORN repeat containing 2 (gene MORN2). The transcript has 5 exons. NCBI's taxonomy places the organism in Eukaryota, Metazoa, Chordata, Aves, Galliformes, Phasianidae. The coding region runs from base 1 to 405 and encodes 134 amino acids. The record is from RefSeq and is a predicted model, not a curated record.
AUGGAGGAUGCUGUCGUUUUUAAAGUAUCUUUCACGUUCCCAAACAAAGAAAAGUAUGAAGGGGAAUGCAAAAAGACACCUGAGGGUUUGUUGCAGAGGAAUGGGCUUGGAGUUCAUACCAGUGCCAACGGAAUGAUAUACAUUGGUAAUUGGUUAAAUGACAAGAUGAAUGGUACUGGAAGGCUAGAACAUCCUUCUGGGGCUGUUUAUGAAGGCGAGUUCAAAGACAACAUGUAUCAUGGGGCAGGAACUUACACAUUUCCAAAUGGAGCAAAGUACAUUGGACCAUUCAAUGAAAACAAGAUGGAAGGUGAAGGAGACUUCAUAGAUGAAAAUGGAGUGGUGUGGACUGGCACAUUCAAUGGCACAAAAGCAGCAGGACUGAAGCAUAAGCUGAAAAUGUAGCUAUUUGGCACUGUCAAAGCUACCCCAUUUGAUCUCACUCUAGGUUCAACAGCUGUCAUUGAUUUC